Dermacentor andersoni is the source of this 592-nucleotide messenger RNA. RefSeq lists its product as uncharacterized. The record is from RefSeq and is a predicted model, not a curated record. NCBI's taxonomy places the organism in Eukaryota, Metazoa, Arthropoda, Arachnida, Ixodida, Ixodidae.
CAUGUCGGGCUCCGAGUCGGCGGCGGGACCGGGUUCCCCUCCACCUGUUCCCGCUCUUCUCAUCCGGAAAGGGUCCAAGUCCUCGACAUCCUCGAAGUCUUCCAAGGACCGCUCCAGCCGUGAAACGCGCUACGUGCACGGCCAGCCCAAGGUCCCACCACCGCUGGACAUCUUCUCCAGAGAACAUUCGUCCAUGGCGUCCCCAAUAACGUCGCCUUCAACGGGGCUCAACGCGGCGCAGAGCACGGCGCAGGGCCACGCGCAGGCAGAAGCGGCUCGGCGAGGCCCAGCGCAGGAUCCGGCCCAAGCUUCAGCACAGCAGGGUGGCACGGGCAAUCCUCGACAAUAGACGCCACCUCCUGCAGCGCGUGGACACUAGCUCGAUGUUGGCUGCAUAGAUGACUGCCCCUAAUGCAUCGCCCCGUGUCCUUUCUUUUUUUCUUUCUUUCAUUCGGAACCCUAGCCAUCUUACACACGUGCCUCGGGUCUUGGGCGUGUCUCGGGUUUUACUAUCUCUCAUCUGUCUGCGGAUUUCGGGACAUAAACAAAUUGCUGGCAGGCCUGAGUCAGCUUUGUGGCACGUGACAGCUUC